Messenger RNA from Pseudomyrmex gracilis, 1555 nucleotides. It is a transcript of the gene Pop2, whose product is annotated as CCR4-NOT transcription complex subunit 7. The record is from RefSeq and is a predicted model, not a curated record. NCBI's taxonomy places the organism in Eukaryota, Metazoa, Arthropoda, Insecta, Hymenoptera, Formicidae. Gene Ontology annotation, cellular component: P-body; CCR4-NOT core complex; CCR4-NOT complex. Bases 203 to 1183 code for a protein of 326 amino acids. The transcript has 7 exons. Gene Ontology annotation, molecular function: nucleic acid binding; poly(A)-specific ribonuclease activity.
UUACAGUGAUAUGAAGAAGGAAAGGCCAUAUUAGAAGGAAUUUAGAGAUAAGAGUAAUCCAGGUAUAUGCAAGAAUAUGCCUUCAGCUGCCGGAGAAUAAAAGGAAAAUAAAUAACGGACUGAUACCAAGAGCGGAUGAAAAUACAUGCAGUAAAGGAAGUCUUAUGUAGAAGUCCUGUGUCAUAACAUAUUAGUACAUGUUAUGAAGUUCUUGCAAAAUAUGCAAACACUGAGAACACCAGAGAAAAUAUGCUUUUACCCAAAAUUUUUGAAGAAUGUGCAACUAGUAGAAGGUGGGACAAACCCAAUAGGGCAGCAAAAGAGUGGGACUAUGCCCAGUAAUGAAGAAUGCGGAAUUCGAGAUGUAUGGGGUCACAACUUGGAAGAGGAAUUUCGUACAAUCCGUCAAGUCGUCCAGCAAUAUCAAUAUAUUGCGAUGGAUACAGAAUUUCCGGGUGUUGUAGCUAGGCCUAUUGGUGAAUUCAGAACCAACGCUGAUUAUCAAUAUCAGCUUUUACGUUGUAACGUAGAUCUGUUACGAAUAAUUCAACUUGGUCUUACGUUUCUUGAUGAAUCUGGAAAUACGCCGGGCGGUAGCUAUACAACAUGGCAGUUUAAUUUCAAAUUUAACUUACAUGAAGACAUGUAUGCACAGGAUAGUAUAGACAUGUUACAAAAUAGUGGUAUACAGUUCAAGAAACAUGAAGAAGAAGGUAUAGAUCCUUUAGAAUUUGCCGAACUGUUGAUGACAUCGGGAAUUGUUCUUGUUGAUGAUAUAAAAUGGCUAUCUUUUCAUUCUGGCUACGAUUUUGGUUACUUACUGAAAUUACUCACGGAUCAAAAAUUGCCACAAGAAGAAAGUGAAUUUUUUGAGCUUCUUAGGAUAUACUUUCCCACAAUAUAUGAUGUAAAAUAUUUAAUGAAAUCGUGCAAGAACUUGAAAGGCGGAUUACAAGAAGUGGCAGAACAACUGGAAAUUCAAAGAGUUGGUCCACAACAUCAAGCUGGUUCCGAUUCUCUCCUCACUGGUAUGGUCUUUUUUAAAAUGCGAGAGAUGUUUUUUGAAGAUAAUAUUGAUGAUGCUAAAUAUUGCGGACAUCUAUACGGUUUGGGAACAUCAUUUGUCAUGAAUGGAUCUAGUGGAUACAUGGACAGCAAUGGAGAUAAUGCCUCGACAUCGUAAUGUUCACAAAAAAAAAAAAAAAAAAAAAAAAGAAUCCGAACAAACAAAUUAUUUCAUUACAAAUAAAACGUUAUAAAAACUUCUUUUCACUUAACAAGUGUAUAAAUGAUCAACAAGUGUAUAAAUCAUGUCCGAAGCAUUAUAUUUUACCAUUAUCGCUGUAAACUCUACGAAAACACAGUUUGGACAAAUGUCUCUUUUAGACGUACGCGUCUUAUUUUUUAAUUCUUUUGGAUUCCUUCUGUGUGACUCUUUUUUGUAGAUUUCUUCUGUGAUACGUACCACCAAUCGAAAACAUUUACAGCACCGAACAGCAUAUAAAAAUGUAAUAUAGUUUUUUUUUUUUUUGUAAACAUUUGGACAAUAUUGAUA